AUGUCACAGGCAGACUAUAGAGACAGGCAAUUUCUUGCCGUGAUCGGUGACGAGGACUCGGUAACCGGUCUGCUCCUUGCCGGCAUUGGUCAUGUGACGGCGGGCCCAGACUCACAGAAGAACUUCCUGGUGGUGGACAGCAAGACCGACAACACCACCAUCGAGUCCACCUUCGACAAGCUUAUUGAGCGCAAGGACAUUGGCAUUAUCCUGAUAAACCAGCACAUCGCCGACCGUAUACGCCACCGCAUCGAUACCUACACCGCUGCCUUCCCAACCAUCCUUGAGAUACCCAGCAAAGACCACCCUUACGACCCUGAGAAGGACAGUGUGCUGCGGCGGGUGCGCCGCCUGUUUGGAGAAUAA
Molecule: messenger RNA, 366 nt
Organism: Diaporthe batatas
Lineage: Eukaryota; Fungi; Ascomycota; Sordariomycetes; Diaporthales; Diaporthaceae
Product: H(+)-transporting V1 sector ATPase subunit F
Exons: 4
Coding region: 1-366 (121 amino acids)
Biological process (GO): proton transmembrane transport
Cellular component (GO): proton-transporting V-type ATPase, V1 domain; fungal-type vacuole membrane
Molecular function (GO): proton-transporting ATPase activity, rotational mechanism
Source: RefSeq, a predicted model, not a curated record